Messenger RNA from Huiozyma naganishii CBS 8797, 669 nucleotides. RefSeq names its product putative acireductone synthase UTR4 (gene UTR4). The transcript has a single exon. Lineage: Eukaryota; Fungi; Ascomycota; Saccharomycetes; Saccharomycetales; Saccharomycetaceae. The record is from RefSeq and is a predicted model, not a curated record. Gene Ontology annotation, molecular function: magnesium ion binding; acireductone synthase activity. Bases 1 to 669 code for a protein of 222 amino acids.
AUGACGUUUGACGCACUGCUGCUGGAUAUCGAGGGCACUGUGUGUCCAAUUGCGUUUGUAAAGGAUGUUUUGUUCCCUUACUUCGUCGCCCAGGUGCCGCUGCUGGUCGAGAAAGCAAGUGACGAGUUGCUGAGCGGGUUCAAAGACGAGCACGGUGCGGAGGUGCACCGCGAGCAGCUCGAGGCGCACAUCCUGGACUUGGUGCGUCAGGACUUGAAGGACCCCGCGUUGAAACGGUUGCAGGGCCACGUUUGGCGCUCCGGGUACGAGGACGGGUCGAUUAAAGCACCAGUGUACGCUGACGCGGUGGAUCUGUUGCAGAGACAUAAGGGGAGCGUGUACAUAUACUCUAGUGGGAGUGUUGAGGCUCAGAAACUGUUGUUUGCGCACGUUAAGGGCGUUCCGGGGGACUUGACGCCGUUUAUUGCCGGUUACUUCGACAUCACUACUUCUGGACGCAAGACGGACAGCGAGUCGUAUCGUUCUAUAUCCCAGCAGAUUGGCAAAGCUGCAGAGCGCGUACUGUUCCUCAGCGACAACAUCCUUGAGUUGGACGCCGCUGGGGAGGCCGGGAUGCAAUGCGGUCUUGCCCUACGUGAGGGCAACGCGCCUCUAGCACACAGUAAUAGCGACGAGUACACCGAGUACCGCACGUUCAGCGAGUUGUAG